Messenger RNA from Panthera uncia (snow leopard), 1868 nucleotides. Its product is annotated as 1-aminocyclopropane-1-carboxylate synthase-like protein 1. Gene Ontology annotation, biological process: amino acid metabolic process; biosynthetic process. The record is from RefSeq and is a predicted model, not a curated record. Gene Ontology annotation, molecular function: transaminase activity; pyridoxal phosphate binding. The transcript has 10 exons. NCBI's taxonomy places the organism in Eukaryota, Metazoa, Chordata, Mammalia, Carnivora, Felidae. Bases 505 to 1434 code for a protein of 309 amino acids.
GGGAAACUGAGGCCGGGAGGCAGAGGGAGGGGCGUCUCUGCUUCGGCCGCGCCCCGGCGGGGGUCGGCACCGGGAGGGGCGGGGACGGGGAGGGGGUCCCGGUGCGCCCGCUACACGGAAGCCCGGCGCCGGAGGGCGGGUCCGGGCGGAGGAAGAGGCCCCGGGGCUCACGGCUCCGCCGCGCCAGCGCCCGCCUCCCCAGCGCGGCUCCGCGGUCCCGCCUUGCAGGGCAGCCCUCCACGCGGGCUCGGGGAUCGUCCGCAGGCGUCCACGCCCCCGUCUCGCAGCCCCGGGGCGGCUCAAGCGUCCUCGUCCCGGAAGCUCCGCCGUCUCGUCUCGCGAGGCUCCGCCGCCCGCCCAGGCCUCGGCCGUCCCACCGCGGCGUCCGCCCCUGGCGCAACGCGGAGGCCCGGUGGCGCGACGGCCGGAGCCGCGGCCCUGCGCUCCCGCUCGGCGUCCGCCCGCGCCGCCCGUCCGCCGGCCUGCGCUGUUGGGGGCAGCGAGAUGUUCACUCUGCCUCAGAAGGAAUCCAAGACACCUACCACCUGUCCAGGCCCAGCCUCCACACAGGACCUGGACAGUAACCAUGGGGAUGGUCUGGAAAGAGAAUGCUCUAGAAAGCCAGACUGGAAGCUGCCAGAGUUCUGUGGAGGGGGUGAUCCUACCGCCACAGCGUCCUCUGGCAGCUCCCACCUGUCCUCUAGAGGAAGCAUCAUUAAAUGGUUCUGGGACUCAGCUGAGGAGGGCUACCGGACCUACCACAUGGACGAGUACGAUGAGGAUAAGAACCCCAGUGGCAUCAUUAACAUGGGCACCAGCGAGAACAAACUCUGCUUUGACCUGCUGUCCAGGCGGCUGAGUCAGAGCGACAUGCUGCGGGUGGAGCCAUCUCUGCUGCAGUACCCUGACUGGAGGGGACAUCUGUUCCUCCGGGAGGAAGUGGCCAGAUUCCUCUCUUUCUACUGCAAGAGCCCGGCACCCCUGAAACCAGAGAAUGUGGUGGUUCUGAACGGCUGUGCCUCUCUCUUCUCUGCUCUGGCCACAGUGCUGUGUGAGGUGGGGGAGGCGUUCCUGAUCCCUGCCCCUUACUAUGGAGCCAUCACACAGCACGUCUAUCUCUAUGGCGGCGUCCGACUGGUCUGUGUCUAUCUGGACAGUGAGGUCACUGGGCUGGACACACGCCCCUUCCAGCUCACAGUGGAGAAGCUGGAGAUGGCCCUGCAAAGAGCUAACUUUGAGGGUGUGAAGGUCAAAGGCCUCAUCCUCAUCAACCCCCAGAACCCUCUGGGUGACAUCUACUCCCCAGGAGAGCUGCGGGACUACUUGGAAUUUGCCAAGAGGCACAAGCUGCACGUGAUGGUGGAUGAGGUCUACAUGCUGUCCGUGUUUGAGAAGUCGGCGGGGUACCACAGCGUCCUAAGCCUGGAAGGGUGAGGCUGCCCCACCAAAUCUGACUCUGCCAGCCCCCCAGUCCCCCACGGUGCCCUGGCCCCUUGGCUCGGCCCUCAGGAUGUGGCCUAAGUUCAUUUCCUCUCACAUCCAGCUAAUCCCACCGUCCUCAGAUCCCCUAAGGAGAACAUGGGAAGCCAGGCUGCAUCAUGGGUUUUCACAUUGUUCUGUGGGGUUUCUGUAGAGCCCCAAGGAGGGGCCGGGCCAUAGGAUUCCUGGUGGGGGGAGGGUGGUGCUGCGAGGGUGGGAACUGGCCUUCUUUGCUGUUUUCCAGAGUAGCUCUAGCUUUAUCCAUUCACUCACUCACUUACCCAUUCAUUUACCCUUUCAUUCAUUCAUUCAUUCACUCAGUCGUUCACUCCCUCCCUCAUUCACUCACUCCCUCAUUCACUCCCUCCCUCCCUCAUUCACUCCCUCCC